Lepidothrix coronata (blue-crowned manakin) is the source of this 1812-nucleotide messenger RNA. RefSeq lists its product as uncharacterized. The transcript has 8 exons. The record is from RefSeq and is a predicted model, not a curated record. NCBI's taxonomy places the organism in Eukaryota, Metazoa, Chordata, Aves, Passeriformes, Pipridae. Bases 29 to 949 code for a protein of 306 amino acids.
UAGGAGUUAUGGGAUUAGAGAGGGUAAGAUGGAUGCUGUACACAAGUUGAAGGUUUUGGUGAUGUUUCUGUCUCUGGCUACUUUCACGGUCAUGGUGAUAAUGAACGCUGGAAAUGCCACUGGGAUAUUCAAAGGUCUAUUCAGGACAACCCCUGGAAACAUCUCAGACAAGUACAGCACUGAUUUCACACCAGCUGGCUGGACUUUCCUCAUCUGGAAUGUCAUCUAUGCCUGGCAGCUCGCCUGGCUUCUCUACGCCUUGUCAGGGAUCUGUCGAAGGAAUGAACUUGGACGCGUCUUCAUAAAGCCAGACUUGCUGCCAAUACCUUUUUAUGUGGCAUGGUGUCUGAAUAAUGGCCUCAAUGUUGGAUGGCUCUUUCUGUGGGACCGAGAAUACCUCCUUCCAGCCCUGGUGUUCCUGGUAGUCCUCACUCUUACCACGUGUGCCUCCCUCUUCAUUUCACACCGAGCCUUGAGCAUCUAUUCCUCGUGGUUUGUGAAGGGUCACAAAGCUGAGCUCUGGCUCAUCCGCAUUCUGGUCCAGAACGGGCUGGCACUGUAUGGAACGUGGACCACCAUCGCCACUCUGCUGAACUUCGCCGUUGUGCUGAUCUACCAGGGGAAUGUGUCCCACGAGAAAGCAACCACUGCUUCUCUCAGCAUCCUUGCUCUCUGCCUGGUGAUAUGGUUUUACCUAGAAAACUUCUCUCUUGACAAGUAUGUCCGCUAUAACCUCACAAUCUACCCAGUGGUCAUAACAGCUCUGAUUGGCAGCGCAUGCAAGAACAGCUCGUUUUCAUCCCCAGUGACCAACAACAUUUUCAUAGUUGUUCUGCUGGCAGGGACUUCCCUGAUCUUUGCUGUUCGGUUGGGACUAGUCACGUGGAGACACUAUAAGAGACCACUGGAAGCAUCAGGAACCACAGACCCGUCAGGCACAGUGGCCUGAGACCUCUGGCAUGUUGUGGCAGAUACUUGAAAGGGAGAAAAAAGAAUUGGGCAUCUGCUGGUCGUUCCUUCCAGUAUCAAUUGCCUUGUGCUUUUCCCUCUUAUUCUCCAUCCCAAAGGCAGGUAGAUUGUGUCUGCAGACCUGUUUCGCUCCCACGUUCUCUCGGAUGAGCUACUCGCAGCUUUUACUCUGGAAAAGUGCAGGGAAAGGUCCUUUAGCUGAGCAGCCCUGUGCACCUCUGUGAUGCCUGAGCUGCAGCUCUCUGGUCCUACCAGAGCAAGGAGAGCUGCCAGUGGGAGGUCCUCAGUAUCCACAAGUCCUGGUGCUGUGAGCAGAUCUCCUGCAGGCAGCGACUGCUUCCUUUCCUGCUUCUCUUCAGCAUGAUAGAAACAGAUACUACAGCUUGAUAUCUACCUUUACAGUGUCAGCUCUGAUGUUUGAUAGACAAGGGAGCAGGAGGAGUGACUGAAGACUUCUGACACAAAUGAGUUGCCUUUCCCUGAGCUUGUGCUGGCUGGAUGUCUCCUGCUGGAGGAUGGUUUGUGGCCACUCUGGAAGGAGGUUAGAUGUACAGAUGAGAUGGUACCUGAUCUGGGGUGAAGCCUGCUGCUUCAAAGGAAGCCUGUUUAAGAAAAAAAAAUAAUAUUUGAACCGGCAGAGCGAGUUCAUCCUGGAUCAGUGCCUUUCUCAUGUGGUUUCACUACUUCUUACUUGGUAUUAAGAAGCCUAAAAGUGGGUUGACUGAAUUGUUGGACCACUGCCUCUAUUUCCUGUGCCUAAUCGAGAGUUGGUGGUGCCUCACAGGUGUCUGGAAAGUGUUUCUACAUGGCAGGUGCUUUCAGAUAUUGAAUAUCUUGCAAUAC